Molecule: messenger RNA, 1263 nt
Organism: Ostrea edulis (European flat oyster)
Lineage: Eukaryota; Metazoa; Mollusca; Bivalvia; Ostreida; Ostreidae
Exons: 1
Coding region: 1-1263 (420 amino acids)
Biological process (GO): DNA integration
Molecular function (GO): nucleic acid binding
Source: RefSeq, a predicted model, not a curated record
AUGAUGUUGUUACAACUAGGCAAUUAUGACCUUGAUGUCAUCUAUAUACCAAGUACUAAGAUCCCACUGGCCGACACGCUGUCUCGCAAACAUUUGCCAAACAGUUACCCACAGUACUCAAAGGGCAUGGACUCUCAUGUUCAUAGCAUCAUUAGUAGGGUACCCAGCACAAGCCGUAGGUUAGAUGAUAUUUGCAUCGCAACUGCAAAUGACCUGAACCUCCAAACCUUAAUCAAGACCAUUCUGAAUGGCUGGCCUACUGAAAGGAAGUCGUGUGACUCCUCUCUUAUAGAAUUUUGGAACUACAGAGAUGAAUUGUCCUACAUAGAUGGACUUGUGCUAAAAGGUCAUAAGAUUCUUAUCCCAAGGUCACUCCGUAACCAAAUACUAGGCAGCCUCCACAUAGGUCAUGCAGACAUCGAGAAGACCCUCCGUAGAGCGCGUACUGUCCUAUUUUGGCCCGGUCUCCAUACUGAUGUACAAAAACUUGUAUCUAGUUGCCCGCAGUGUUUGUCUUAUAGAAAUUCAAACCCCAAAGAACCCCUUAACCCCCAUCCAACACCUGACUACCCUUGGCAAGUAGUUGACACAGACUUGUUCCAAUGGGACGAGAAGGAUUAUUUGAUUGUAGUAGAUUACUACAGCCGUUACUUUGAGGUGACCCACCUUAGUACAACCACUAGUAAAUCCAUUGUAAAGCAAAUAAAGUCAAUCUUCUCAAGAUUUGGCAUACCCGAAAAAGUAGUGUCUGACAACGGGCCCCAAUACAGCUCCUCGGAAUUCACCAACUUUGCUUCAGAUUAUGGGUUUAACCAUGAUACUUCCAGUCCAAAAUACCCUCAAUCAAAUGGACUAGCCGAAAGAACUGUCCAAACUAUCAAAAGAAUAUUUCAGAAGUCUAAGGGUAACAAAAGCGACCCCCACCUAGGGAUCUUGGAAUAUCGAAACACACCUAUCGACAACUUAGGUUACUCCCCUGCUGAGUUAUUGCAAGGUCGACAGCUCAGGUCAAUAUUACCUGUACUGCCCUCCCAGCUUGCCCCACAGGUUCUAGACCAUCAUAAGGUUGUUGUAAAUAUGCAGAACUGUAAGGAUAAGACCUCAAAGACUUAUAGUAGGUCAAGCCAUGAGUUGUUGCCAUUAACUGAAGGUGAAAAUAUUCGAUUUCAGCAGGAUUCCAAGUUAUGGAAACCUGGCCACAUCUUUACAUCGAGAAAAACUUGCAACCGUACUUUGAAUACAGGAUUAUUCCAAUUUCUGUGA